AUGGACAUGCGAGGGAAACUGAGCGAAUGCCGCUCCAUAUCCCACGACACCCUGCGGAGUGGCUCGCCACGGGUGGCGCAUUUUGACGGCGAGGUUCCUCCCGCACUCUCCCCCCUCGAUGCAUUCGCUGCUCAAAGCCGAUUUCUCGCCCGACAACUCGAUGAGUCUCGACGAGGAGACCGCCGCAUGAGUCGGUUACCGCCGGCGAGUGUGGCUCGAUCGCUUUCGCAAGGCCGCCCGGGCUUCUACCGUUCCAAAUCAUCGACUGAAUCCCGCACAGAACUGACUCGGAAACCCACGCAGAAGGGAUUGCCGGAGUUCGAAGACCCCAAGUACCGUCCUGUCUCCGAACAUCCCCGCUUGAGCUCAAUUUCCCAUGCUAGCACCGAAGCUAGCUAUUACGAGGAUGAUGACAAUGCGACACCUCGGACAACGAUGUAUAACACUGGUCCGGAGACGUAUGGGAUGCCGCGCGCCGAGUCACCAGAGGAGGUUACAUCACACGCAAGUGGAGCGGAGGAUGCGCCUGCUGGUGUGGCGGUUGCUAAGCCGCAAGGUUCAUCGAUCGACUCAGCUUCGCGACUGGACAUCCCACGCACCUUGGCACCACCAGUGUCACCGCGGUCGCGCCCAUCCAGUAGUGCCAAAGUGACACACCCCGAGAGUUCUGAUGAUGACUACAGCAGCUCUAAUGGUGGGUCGACAUUCUCCCAACCCCGAAAGCUGUCCUCUGGAAGUGCUGUGUCAUUGCCAUAUUCUCCUAUGUCGACAUUCCCUGCACGACCACACCCUCGAUCGCCAUCCUUGAGUUCGGAGACAUCAGGAACAGGAACGAACCACCUCCCCCGCCCUUCGUUCAAUUUCUCUCGACCGCUGAGUCGGUCCAGUACGAGCCUGUCUGCUCCUGGAGCUUCGACGCCUACAGAACCGAUCCUUGCUUCUGGAUCGAACCAGAUGUAUCGCCGCAGCAGGCCGACUCCACUCCUCUUGCAACUUUCUACCGAAGAUGCUGCUGCCGCGGCAGCCAUGGAGGGUGAGCCGUCGUCCGCCGUCUCGUCUUAUGUUUAUGCCAAGUAUGCGCUUCCGCGCGGACGCUUCCUUUCACGGGAUUCUGUGGUUUUUGCGGGCUUGCAAACGCCCCAUUUCGAGUGGGAGGAGCCCCUAUUUGAGAAAACCCCUCCUCGGCACUCAGAGGAGCCGCCGCGGAUGGCACGAACACCAUCUCCUACUCACCACCGUCAAUUUGAGCACUCACCGAAGCCUCACUCGAUGCACGAACGAGUCCCACAACCCCCUCCUGUGCCCGACUCGCCAGUGGAGCCCGCACCACGGCCCUCUGUUGAGAACACCCGCCAGACGACUAGCGACAAGGAUGAACCCGUCUCUUCUGCGGAUUCGGCCAGCACCAUGCGACCCCAAACCACUGCCGCUCAGGUGACAGCUUCCGGCCUCACGGCUGAUGACCAUGUCGCUAAGGGCAUUGAGUGUCACGAGCGAGGAUCCCUGAGCGAAUCGACGUAUCAUCUGCGAGUUGCCGCGAAGCAGGACCACCCGACGGGAAUGCUGCUUUAUGCGCUGGCCUGUCGGCACGGUUGGGGCAUGCGAUCCAAUGAGAAGGAGGGUGUACGAUGGUUACGCAAAGCUGUGGAUUCCGUCGGAUUGGAAAUGUUGGCUGAUCCGGAUGCUCCCGGUGCGUCGAAGGCGAAGGAAUUGCAAAAGGCAUACCGAGCUCAAUUUGCUUUGAGCAUUUAUGAACUGGGCGUCAGCUACUUGAAUGGCUGGGGUAUCGAGCAGGACAAGUCUCUUGCCCUGCGCUGCUUCGAGAUCGCCGGUCAAUGGGGUGAUGUUGACGCCAUGGCCGAAGCCGGAUUCUGCUAUGCGGAGGGUGUUGGCUGUAAAAAGGAUAUGAAGAAGGCGGCACGCUUUUAUCGCCAGGCUGAAGCCAAGGGUAUGAGUAUGGUUGGAAACAGCUGGAUCUACAAGGACAAAUACAACGAGGUUGAGUCCACAUCCACGUCCACCUCCACUGGACGCUCCCGUGGCCGAAAUGCCAGCGGAGGAGAGAAGGACAAGAAGCCGCGCAGCAAGUCCCGCACUCGCAGUAUCUUCCAACGCAAGAAGUCCAACGUGUCAGAGGCAUAG
Penicillium crustosum is the source of this 2142-nucleotide messenger RNA. RefSeq names its product tetratricopeptide repeat protein. Bases 1 to 2142 code for a protein of 713 amino acids. The transcript is spliced from 3 exons. NCBI's taxonomy places the organism in Eukaryota, Fungi, Ascomycota, Eurotiomycetes, Eurotiales, Aspergillaceae. The record is from RefSeq and is a predicted model, not a curated record. Gene Ontology annotation, molecular function: protein binding.